GUGAAGCUAAAAACAAAACAAUUACAAACAACCAAAAUCCCUUCAGCUCUUAAGACCUUUUCAAAUAAAUAUGGCUUCCUGCCAUGUCCGGUCAGUAAGUUUGCCUUCUCAAGCUUCUCAUCCUCUAGCUUUCUCAAUCAUCCAACAGCAAUUGAAUAAGCUCAAGGCAAAUCCUCGACCAGGUGGAUUUAUUGGACACAAUAUAAUCACCCUUGAGUCUUUGUCACAUUGCAUAGACGACUUGCUUCUGACCCAACUUUCUGAACACCACAUCUCCCAUGAACCUGCCACUAGAUUUGCUGUCGAAAACUUGUUAGAUGCGUCGAUCAAGUUGUUGGACAUGUGCAGCUUAGUACGGGAUGUUUUGUCACGAAUGAAGCAGUCGAUGCAAGAUUUUGAAUCAUCUCUCAGGAGGAGGCGAUCGGACUCAUGCCUGUCCAACCAAGUUGAUUCAUACUUGGUCUGCAGGAAAGGGUUGAGUCAUUUGGCCUCCAAGAACAUGAAGAUUGUGGAGAAGAGGCGAGGGACCAUGUCGUCGGAGAAGUGCUCCAAUAUGGCUGGAGAUCUUGUUAGCUUAUUGUGGGAAGUUGAGGAAAUAUGUGUUGCAGAGUUCAAGACCCUUUUGUGCUUUGUUUCUGCACCAAGAAAACAACAUUCCUCCAUGGUCUCAAAGCUGAUGCAUUCAAAGAAGGGGGUGGAGAGAGGGGAAAUUAGUGAAACAAUAGUAGAGAAGAUUGAUGCUGAAAUGUAUGCCAUCAAGUCAAGCAAAUUCGCCAAUGCAGAACAAAUUCAUGGCUUGUUGAGAGGACUUAAGGGGUUUGGAUCAAGGUUAGAGGAAGCAGAGGUGGGAUUGGAAGGUCUUUUCAGAAGGUUGUUGAGAAUAAGAGUUUUGCUUCUCAACAUUCUCAGCAAUUAGCUGAAUCGUUAUGGUUCUAAUAUCAGUUCUCUAAUCUCUAAUGUUAUUUCCAUCAUCAUGGUAUAAUGUACAAAAUCGUAUGUAGAUAUCUAGUUGUGGAAAAAGCAAUGCUAAGUUUAGUUGUUAAUAUGACCCUCUAUGUGCUUGUUUUAAUAGACAUGAUACUUAUAU
This is a messenger RNA of Linum trigynum, 1087 nucleotides long. NCBI's taxonomy places the organism in Eukaryota, Viridiplantae, Streptophyta, Magnoliopsida, Malpighiales, Linaceae. The record is from the annotation of a GenBank genome assembly.